This is a messenger RNA of Chlorella variabilis, 987 nucleotides long. RefSeq lists its product as hypothetical. Lineage: Eukaryota; Viridiplantae; Chlorophyta; Trebouxiophyceae; Chlorellales; Chlorellaceae. The coding region runs from base 1 to 987 and encodes 328 amino acids. Gene Ontology annotation, biological process: intracellular signal transduction; protein phosphorylation. Gene Ontology annotation, cellular component: cytoplasm. The record is from RefSeq and is a predicted model, not a curated record. Gene Ontology annotation, molecular function: ATP binding; protein serine/threonine kinase activity. The transcript is spliced from 7 exons.
AUGACCCACAUAGCCGAGGUGGCGCUCACGCCCUCGCACCUGGCUCUAGUGCUAGACUACGAGGAAGGUGGCAGCGUUGCAGAGUUUGUGGCGCAGCAGGCACCAGAACUCAUAGAGAACCGCGCGACCCACGCCCCUUACGACCCAGUCGAGGUGGAUGUGUGGGCGGCAGGCAUCUGGCUUGUAGCUCUUCUUUUCGGGGCAUUUCCCUAUGACAAUAGGCCAAACGUGGACGACGUUCAAGCGGAGAUGCAAAUACUGCAUCAGGAGAGGAGUGGGGCCUGGUUUGAUAGCCGUUUUGUGGCACCCUACAUAAACCAGCUGUCCCCUGAGGCUUUUGAUCUUCUGAAUCACAUGCUUGUGGAUGCUGAGGAGCGCAUCGACUUGGCAGGCCUCAAUGCUCACCCGUGGAUGCGCAAGCCGCUGCCACCCCACCUGGAGGCCGCCCGGCGCCGCAUCCGCCACUCCCAGCUGAUGCUGGAGCGCCGCCUGGCAACCCUGGUUCCCGACCACGAUUUGGUGCACCAGCGCACGAGCCGCGUGUAUGACCUGGUUCGGGAGGCUGCAGUGGGUCCUGAACACUGGGAACAGAGCCAUGAGCGACUGGUGCAGGCCUGCCGCAGUUUGUCCCUGGCAGAUUGCAGCAGCCUGCCGCAGGCUGUGCGUCUCAACAUGCGUCCAGAGGCUGUGGCACGGAGGCUGUCGGAAAGUGCGCUGAGCCUGCUGGACUCGCCGCUGGAAGCCUCGCCGCCGGGCACCCCAACACGUUUCAGCCUGCCCCUGCACCCCAUCGCCUCGGAUGUCUCGCUGAGUAGCAUGAUGCCCAAGGGCGGAGACAUCCCAUCAACGCCGGCCUCGUCGGAGUUGCAGCAGGCGGGCAUCAGCAAGGGCGGUGCCAGCGCUGGCGGCAGUAAUGGGGAUGGCGAGGGCCUGCGCCAGCUGUCUCCCUUUCUGGCCACGCCUACCGAGCCUUCAGGAGCACCGUAG